UUUCAGCUGAACUAUGACGAGAUACGUCUGCCUCAUUUUGACAUAUUAUCUAGUUAACUUUAGUUACUGCAUAAAUCGACCGGUUUUCAAAAUUGUUCUCACACAAAAAGGAUUUGCACAGUUUCUCCAGUACGAUAUAGAAACACCAGCCAUUCGAGAAUUUACAUUUUGCACCUGGUUUCGUGUUUUUGACUUGUCAAACGAUCAAAGCGUUUUCACAUACGUUGCAAACGGCAAUAAUCGGGUAAUUCAGAUGUGGCUUGACUCAGGCGGCAAAUAUAUGAAAUUAUCCUUGAAUAGGCAAACUUCUUCAAGUAUUUUGGUAGAUGUGCCUAAAAAUACGUGGCGCCAUAUUUGUCUGUCAUAUCAAUCAGACUUUGGAGCUUGGGCACUCUAUUUGGAUGGCCGUCUAGCAUCUUGUGAAGCUGCUCGAAAACUUCACGGUUUCAUAUUACCCAGCGGUGGUAGCGUUAUAAUUGGCUACGGUAUCGCUGAGAGCGGUGCUCCUACAGGUUUAGAAGGGGAAAUAUUUGGAGCAAACAUGAUACUCAAGUCAACAAUAGAACGUAAUCAUACUAUAAAAAGAGAUCCUCUGUAUCAACAAAAGCUUUUUCGCAAAAAUAAGAUUGUAAGCAAUGACAAUAGUAAAUAUAUUGUUUUAAACAAUAUGACUUUUGAUUCGAUACCAGAUAACUCAGUAAAUAUGAAAUUGCCUAUUUCUACCACUACUCGGAGUUUCAUAAAUAUUAAAUCGGCUCACGGUAAAAUUGAACAUGACGUCGGUUUAGACUUGAUUCCAAAAUUGACUAAAUCUACAAAAGAUAUAUCAAAUGAGAAGGAUAUUUUCGAUAUACCGUGGACUCCCAAAAACUUAGGUAAAACAAAUGAUGAGAGAAUAAAUUUUUGGAAUCUAUUGAGAGAAACAAGUAAUAUAGGUAAAAUAAAACUACACAGUAGUAAUGAAAGAGAGCAAUCUGGUUCUGGAACUCAAGAACUCAUCAAUGUAUCAGAAUAUGAAACUCCGCCACCACUACGGCCACAAUCAUUUAAAGACUUUACACGAGCAAGUACACAAUUUAAAAAACCUGUUUUAAAAUCUUUUUUUGAAAUAAAAGAGAACGAUGAAGUGUUCAAACCUCCAAAUAUUAAAACCGAAAACGAAUAUGAAGUAUCUGAGGUCAUAAAACCACCCCCUUUGCAAGAAAAAGCAAAAGUGUAUGGUCAAUGGACUAGUUCACAGUUCGCUAACAGUGUUUUAAACUAUCUUAAAAAUGUCAAUUUUGAAAACAAAAAGCUAAAAAAAGUUCCGUCAACAAUACCACUGUUUAAAGUAUCAGAUAAUUUACCCUACGCUUCAGAUUUUAGAGUGACCAAAGUAUAUCCACCCUUAAAAAUAGAACGUCGUAAUAGUAUAAGUAACGUUAUUGAUAAACGUGUUAUUAAGCUUCCAGAAAUAAAUGUUAAAAUUGUAAAUGAUGAUUUAAGAACACAAAUUUUAGACUUACAUGCUAAAACAUUGCCAAAAAAUGUGGAAAUUACAAAUCGAGGGCAAAGUGUUAAGAAUAAUAAUUACCACAGAUUUUAUAGAAAUGUAGAUAAUAACGAAAUUUCAAGCAAAAUAACUGAUGGUGCUAAUCUAUCAAAACCAGAACCCUUUGCUGCGGCUCCUAUAAUAAAAUCUAAAAGAACUUUGUCAGACAGUGAUUUGUAUAUAAAAAGUAACUUAAUGUCAAUACUUCCUUUUUUAAAGUCAGCUGAAUAUUUCUUUGACGAAUAUGGCGAUAAAAAAUAUUUAAAUAAUAAUGAAAUGUAUACCAAAAGCUUGUUAAACACUAAUAAAUGGCAUAACAUUAAACCUUACAAUAACAACUAUACACCGCGGCACAUAAACAUGGAGUCAGGUGAAAUUCUUUUCACUAAUGACAAAAAUAUAAAUAGUAAAAAAGGACUAUUCAAGGUAAAAUAUAAGCCAGACAACCACAAAGUAAUGAAAAAUAUUCAAGGAGCAGAAAUAAAACACGGACAGGCUCUUGCAUCAGAAAUAUCUAGUUUUUCUAAUAACAAUUCAAAUUUAGUUACACUUUUAAAAUAUAAUCAUGGUUUUCUGUCAAAUAAAAAUACAAUAAAAAGUAACAAUGGGCGUGUAGUGAACAAAAAUAAUUUUAAUCAGCAUAUUAAAAUAGGCAAUGCACUAAACGAACGAUUUGUAAUAGGAAAUAACGAAGUAAAUAACAAAAUCAGUUUUGUUGGAGGUACAGAUACAAUUCCUGAUAUACACAGAUAUCGAUCUGAUAUUGAUAAUGAAAAAGAGAUGGUGCCACCAUCACUAGGCCCUAAAAUUUGCAAGACCGUUGAACUGUAUGAUCGCUCAUUAUACGUCCAACCUGAUGGUAGCGUUGACGUUAGUAGUAUAUUAUCACCAGUCAAAGAAAAAAAUCUGGCCGUCGAAUUUGUUGUACAGAACUAUAAGAAAUGUUCUUUAAAAGAGUCUUUGUUUGAAGAAAAUGCUUUAAUAUUAAUAGAUUGGAUUAAAACUCCGAUACGGCUAUUUGGCGGAUCAUAUAUAAAGAAAACUAUUAAUCUAUGUGGUUUCUUUUAGAACUAUUAAGUGAAUAA
This is a messenger RNA of Bicyclus anynana (squinting bush brown), 2616 nucleotides long. Its product is annotated as GATA zinc finger domain-containing protein 4. The transcript has 5 exons. Bases 14 to 2599 code for a protein of 861 amino acids. NCBI's taxonomy places the organism in Eukaryota, Metazoa, Arthropoda, Insecta, Lepidoptera, Nymphalidae. The record is from RefSeq and is a predicted model, not a curated record.